AUGAACAAAAAUCAAGUAAACAAGACUAUAAAGACAAAGCCUAUAACUGUCCUUAAUGAGGUAGACAAUCUACCUACACCUACACCGCUACCACGAGAAGACUUUAAUGAGAGGAAAAAACGCCUUGAAGCGUUUAAGAAGAAAAAAGAAGCAGAGAAAGCGAAAACAAAAACAGGUAAAGUUCGAGUACCUACUUUUGAGCCGCUCCGACAACAGCCGCAAUCAGGUCAAGCUGUACGAAAGCCUGUGGUCAAACAACAAAUAUCGUCUGAUGAUGCAAAGCAUGUUAAUUCUGAAAACAAAGACAAAAACGAAGCAGCUUCGGUAGACCCUACUUCAGUACUUAACAUUGAGCGUAAAGUAACAAGUGCCGUAACACAACAAACUGCUCAACCGUCACUAACAGCUACUACGGCGUGCGUGACUCCUGGACGUUCUCCAAGACAUCUCGGUAUAGCUGGCAAACCUGCACGUCUUUUAGCUGCCGAUACUGAUGAUGUGCAAAAUGACAGGCCAGCGACACCAAAGACCCCAAAUAACCAAAAACGAGUCGGCCGGCCCCUCGACUCACCUCUAAUAUUAUCAACGAUUUUGUCACCAAUAAAAUUAGAAUCACCGAUUACAUCAAGUCCACAGCGAAACGCGAUCCAGUCUUCAUGUACUCCCGCAUCAACGCAAAAGAACGAAGAGGAAACGCCACGUACGGUUCGUAUAAUGACCGCUAGUCGCAUUCCUCGGUCUGCUGAAUCUAAGAACCAAGAUCGUCAAGGUAGCUACACACCCACACCCAAGGCUGGUCGAGUGAGAGUUGCGUAUCCCGUGACGGACAAGAGACAGAUUGAGAAUUAUACCGUUCCAUCCCCUAAAGCGUUUUGCGUAAGAGACCCGCAAGUUAUCGCAAAGGACGGAAUGCACGACAACAUGUCAACGACCAAAAUGCCGAAUAGACAAGAAUCAUUUACAUAUACACCUCGAUCUGCCGUAAGGAUUGCAAACCCGUCUGCGACUCUGUCAACGUCCAAACAGCCUAUCGUGAAAGAUGGAAUGCAAGAUGACAUUGCAACAGCUCAAACGCCGAACAGACUAGAAUCAUUGGCAUGCACGCCUCGGUCUGCCGUAAGGAUUGCAAAUCCGUCUGUGAAUUUGUCGACGCCCAAACAGCCUAUCGCGAAGGAUGGAAUACAAGAUGACAUUCCAACAACUCAAACGCCGAACAGACUAGAAUCACUGGCAUGCACGCCCCGGUCUGCCGUAAGGAUUGCAAAUCCGUCUGUGAAUUUGUCGACGCCCAAACAGCCUAUCGUGAAAGAUGGAAUACAAGAUGACAUUCCAACAACUCAAACGCCGAACAGACCAGAAUCACUGGCAUGCACGCCCCGGUCUGCUGUAAGGAUUGCAAAUCCGUCUGUGAAUUUGGCGACGCCCAAACAGCAACAUGAUAUUCCAACACCAAUCAGACUAGAAUCAGCGUGUACGCCCCGGUCUGCCGUAAGGAUCGCAAAUCCGUCUGCAAACCUGUCGGUAUCCAAACAGUUUAUCGCGAAGGAUGAUAUUCCAACUCAAACGCCAAACAGACUAGAAUCGUUAGCGUAUACACCCAGUUCUGCCGUGAGGAUUGCAAAUGCGUCUUCAGUUCCAUCAACAUCCAAAAUUUUCAAGGGCACGCAUGAAUUGCCAAAGUCGUUGAAAUGGCUAACAGACAGAAUCGAACAUACCCCAAUGGACAGUACCCCGAUACGUCCCCCAACUACAAGUGAAAUGUCUACUCAAACAUCGCCAUCUCUUAUGACGUCUUUGAUUAAGGAAAACACUAAUAGUCCUUAUCAGCAAAGUGAGGCACCCGAACCAAAACGAUUAAAGUCCUCCGAAAAGGUACUAAUGGACAGGCCACUGAUACUAUUAAUAACUGAUUCGGAUACUGGGAUGAUUAUUGGCAUGGAAAUUCUGGUUAAAGGCUUUAAUAUAGCUGAAUUGUCGAAAGAGUUUGAACGCGCCUGUUUUUUCAAGGAGGCAGUAUCAAAUGAACAAAAGUCAUUCGAGUUGAAUGACAACGCGAAGGAGUUAUUACCUAUAAAGCCAGCCAUCAACACGCAAUCCGUUCAAUGUUACCAACAAACGCUGGACAAUUUACCGCACACGCCUCUUGCUACAAGACAUUUCACUACACCUGGGCCUCUUGCUACGCCUGGUUUCUUUAGAGAUGGACAACUACCCAUUAAUUCUGGCAUGCAAACGCCGGUAAGCAAGACAAUAUCCGAAUUGCAAUGUUCUGACAAGAGAUUCAGGGAGAGCGAACUUUCGCUUGUUUUCGAGUACGAGAGUCCUGGAUUUGAACGGUAUGGGAACGAAAUGGAUACAAGAGAGGAUGUAGAAGACGCGAUAUCUCGGUUCCCAAAGCCAAGAGAUUUUGAUGCAAUUGCAAUGGCGUUGGAGAAAUUGUCGUCCGAUGAAGCAAGAUCAAGCACUGAUACAGAAAUGAAUGUGAAAACCGAGGAAACUAUAGGAUCGACAAUAAUGGUCUUGACACCU
Messenger RNA from Paraglomus occultum, 2529 nucleotides. The record is from the annotation of a GenBank genome assembly. NCBI's taxonomy places the organism in Eukaryota, Fungi, Glomeromycota, Glomeromycetes, Paraglomerales, Paraglomeraceae.